CCUAGGAUCCUGAAAGUAACGGUCAUCACUUUCCUUGUUGGCCCUGUUCGGUCAUAUCGAAACGAGGCUCGUAGAGUUGUCUCUGGGUUUUGAGUGUCGUUUCUCGGUUUCGAGUUUCGACUACCUGCUUCUUCUCUGCCUGAUAGGUCUCAUGGCGAUUAGGGUUUUCAUAUUCGCCUUUCUUCUCCUAGCUUCUCCUUUUCUUCAUGCUGUUAGGUGCCAGUUGGAUUCAGAAGUCGAAGUUGCCGAAGCGGCUAAAGGAGGAGGUGAUCUUGGGAUUGUCAGUGAUGAUGUCCACGACUAUGGUGAUAGAAGUUUUAGUCCAGCUCCAGGAAUUGAAACUGUCUGUGUUUUCCCCAAAAAUGCAGCAAAGUUGGUGCUUGCAGGGGAAGAGACUGAACUACUUGUUGGCUUGAAUAAUGAAGGGGAUUCAAAUAUGAAUGUUAUUGCUAUUCGGGCCAGUGUCCAUCUUCAUUUUGAUCAUAAUUUGCUGGUUCAAAAUUUGACUGGACAGGUUUUCAACAAUGCAUCUGUACCACCUGCAGCUCAGGCUACUUUUCAAUAUAGUUUCACUGUUAACAAGUACUUGCAGCCUGGAUCAUUUGAUCUUGUGGGUACAAUUAUUUAUGAGAUUGAUGAGCAACCGCACCAGAGUUUAUUCUAUAAUGGAACUAUUGAAGUUGCUGAGGCCAGUGGCUUUCUCAGCAUUGAGUCUGUUUUCCUUGUUACCCUCGGAAUUGCUCUUCUUGGCCUUUGUGGGUUGUGGAUUUAUGGUCAAAUCCAGCAAUUCUCAAAGAAAACAAAGAAGACAUCAAAGGUUGAAGUGGGUACUGGGACUAUAGAUGCUGCCUCCAUGGAUGAAUGGUUGCAGGGAACUGCCUUUGCUCAGUCACGGUUCAGGAAGGCAAACAACAAGAAGAACUGAUGCUAGUUUAGCAUGAAUUUAGAUCUGAGGAAGAAGCAUGACCCCUUAACUCAUCCUAGGCUCUGGCAUUUUUGUGGUCUCUUAAUAUUGAGGUAGUUUUGGGGGCAAAAUAGCUGAUGAGGCCCGCCUGGCGUUUGUUUCAUGCGGACGAAGUUCCCUGGACUUCCCUUGGAAGUAAUGGUCUGUACUGCUUAUAGUAGGGCUUCUGAAGCACCCAGAGGUUGAGGCGAAAUAUUGCAAUUUUGUUCAACCUUUUAAGUGUAAUUAUUGUUCUAUGUUUAGAUGAUUCUCAUAAUUUAUUCCCCUCUUAGAUGGUGCUCAGGUCAAUCUAAUGGAGCUCCUGGUUCAUUCUUUCCA
This is a messenger RNA of Macadamia integrifolia, 1282 nucleotides long. RefSeq names its product translocon-associated protein subunit alpha-like. Lineage: Eukaryota; Viridiplantae; Streptophyta; Magnoliopsida; Proteales; Proteaceae. The record is from RefSeq and is a predicted model, not a curated record. The transcript is spliced from 8 exons. Gene Ontology annotation, cellular component: endoplasmic reticulum; endoplasmic reticulum membrane. Bases 152 to 925 code for a protein of 257 amino acids.